AUGGUACCGUUAAUCAGUAUUGGUGAUGAAGAAAUUACCGGACAAGAUCCACUUGCGAUCGUUGGUAUCUUGAUCGAUUCGGUUCUGCAGAAGUAUAUGAAAUCAGGAAUAGAACUGAAUGGAUCGAAUAAUUGUGCAAGAAAGGAUGCCGGAGAAGAGAGAGGGAAGAGCGAAAUAAAUGGUACCACAUUGGAUUUUCCUCAAAUGAUUACCUGGUUAGGGCAGUUUCAAAAAAUAAUGAUGCGCUUAGAGGAUAGGGUAGCACUAUAUGGGUUUGUAUAUGAUAACGAUGCAAACACAGACCUCACAAUAUAUUCCAUUGAUCUUCCACUUAUAUCCGGAGUACAAUUCUAA
Loa loa (African eye worm) is the source of this 354-nucleotide messenger RNA. RefSeq lists its product as hypothetical. Bases 1 to 354 code for a protein of 117 amino acids. The transcript has 3 exons. The record is from RefSeq and is a predicted model, not a curated record. NCBI's taxonomy places the organism in Eukaryota, Metazoa, Nematoda, Chromadorea, Rhabditida, Onchocercidae.